Linum trigynum is the source of this 5549-nucleotide messenger RNA. Lineage: Eukaryota; Viridiplantae; Streptophyta; Magnoliopsida; Malpighiales; Linaceae. The record is from the annotation of a GenBank genome assembly.
AAAGCUUAACCCUAAACAUAUGAGAAAUACAGCUAAAUUGCAUUGGUCACUUAAAUUACUAGUAAAUUUCACGUUAGUCGCUAGAAUUACUUUAUUCCAUCCGUAGUCACUUAACUUAGGUUAACAGUUCAAGUUUGGUCACUGGCCGAUAGUCUCCAUUAAUUCGUUAUUGCAUACUUUCUGGAUCGAUCAAAAUCUUACAUGUUACUAACGAUGAUCAAAUUGAUGAUGACUUUCACCAAGUCUUUGCCAAUAUUUGUGUUUUCAGACUAAUCUCCCGACUAAAUUUAGCAUUUUUUGUAUUUGCAAUUAUCUGCAUAAAUUUUGCCAUUGCUUAAGCCGCUGGUUAUAGCAUAAAGUAUUUUCCGAUUGUAAAUGCACUAAGAUUAAAUAAAUAAAUAUUCCAUAAAAAUAAAAACGGCCAAAACGGCAAAAAUGAAAAUGUCUUGUCUUGUUUCAGUUCUAAAACUACAGACAGAGAGAGAGAGAGAGAGAGAGACUGCAUUCGUUCCCUAGCCGAGUUGGUCUAAUUGAACGAACCUCUCUAUUCGCUCAGUGAAGAUUCAUUAGUCGUGGAGAAAGUCUCUUUUCUGGCUCUGCUGAUGGCGGCAUCAGCUGUCAAAGUGAGCAAUGUCUCAUUGGGAGCAACUGAGCAAGACAUAAAGGAGUUCUUUUCUUUUUCUGGUGAAAUUGAGUGUAUUGAUAUGCACAGUGACACUGAGCGCUCUCAAAUCGCAUACAUAAGAUUCAAAGACUCCCAGGGGGCCGAGACUGCAAAAUGUCUAUCGGGAGCAACAAUUGUGGAUCAGUCAGUUAUCAUAGAAUUGGCUCCAGACCACCAGUUUCCUGUGACUGCUACAGUCUAUUCUAACCCAAACGAGAACAGCAAUGGAAGUGGUGGAGCUGAAUCUUCUUCAGCCAUCCAGAAGGCGGAGGAUGUAGUCAGCAGCAUGCUGGCAAAGGGCUUCUGCCUGGGUAAAGACACAGUGAAAAAGGCCAAGGCCUUCGAUGAAAAACAUCAACUCACAUCGACUGCAUCGUCCAAGGUUGCUUCACUUGAUCAGAAGAUUGGUCUGAGUGGGAAAAUCAGCGCGGGGACCACUGCUGUGAACGAGAAAGUGAAGGAGAUGGACGAGAAGCUGAAGGUGUCGGAGGCAGCCAAGGCAGCAUUCACAGCUGCUGAACAGUCGGUGAGCAAUGCUGGAUCGGCCAUCAUGAAGAACCGGUACGUGCUGACGGGAACCUCAUGGGUUACUGGUGCAUUUGGUCGGGUGACGAAAGUUGCAGGUGAGGUAGGACAGAAGACGAAGGAGAAAGUGGCGGCUGAGGAAGAAGGAGCUAAUAAGGCUUCAGGUUACGUUCCCAUUUCAUGACUUGCGUGAGCCAUAUAGGUUGGUUGUUUUGGACUUGGGUUUGUACUGAAAUCUUCGUGUCAGAAAUGGAUGUUCCAGUUGCUCGUGUUGUUGGUUAAGAAUGAUGAUUGUGUUUUGCCAUAUAUUAUAGUCUCCAACAUACUAAAGAUCAAUUCAAGCAGGUUUCUCUUUCUGAUACGCUUUGCGUUGGUCUGGUGGUGGCAUUUUCAUGCAGCAUUGUACAAGUUUGAUGCUUGAUUUAAUUCAAUAUAGUUUCCACAUGACUCAUACUUGCACAUCUCGAAUGUUUAUGGCUUCGUUUAGAGCUAAAUGACGGUUAUUCAAAUUACAUAAAUUUUUUGUACUCGUUACUAAUUAUACGAUUCGUUUUACCGUUAAUCAUCGGUCGUAAGAUUUUGUCAAACUUUGUUAAUGUCGUCAGAUUUUUGAUGAUGUGGCAAAUGAGUAAACUAACCCACAAGUUAAGCGCUGGCGUGGAAUUGGUGGGAAAAAUAACAUUUUACCCUAUUUUGUCUCUACUCUUUACCAUUUAGGAGGAAGAAAACAUUGCCCACCAGUAAAAGCAAUUCCCAAUCUCUUUUUCGUUCUUUCUCUUUCAUCUUAAACAUUUCCUCUAUUAAAGGGCAGACAACACCAAACACCAAACACCUUUACCUUUCUUUUCCUUAUUCUUCCUUCUGUCUUCUUUCUCCUCCUCUUCAAUAACUUGUGCUCUGUGGAAGAAGGCUAUAUGAGUCUGGCUAGCUCAUGUUGCCGUUGUAGGUACCCAACAGAUUUGAGGACUAGUUGAACAGAUGUAAAUUCAGGGCGGAGGUUCUAUGUAUGUAGCAAGUUUGAGGUAAGACUAUUUUGAAUCCCCUUCCUUUUCGUGCUUUUAUGAUCUUUUGUUUUGGUUUAGCUUCUGACCAUUCCUCUCUCUCAUUGUGAUUUGUUAUGCAUACAAACAUAGCAUGCAAUUAUUUUAGAUGAUAUGAACCAGCUCUUGAUGAGCAUAUGAGACACGUUAUGUUGAAGUUCCAUCGUCGUAUUCGAGAUCUAGAGAGAAGGCAACCAAGGAGAGAGUACAAAAUAAGCGUCAAAAGGGAUUGCAUUUUCACUAUGAUGCUAGUUGAGUUUUAGUGGGGAAGUCUUACAAGGUGAUGCUAGUUCCUCUAUAGUACAAGUAAAAUUUCCAAUGUGUUCUUAAGGGGACACAUACAGCUUCUGACACCCCUUAAUUUCAUUGACCCUCCACAUGAGUUGAGGUAUAGGAACUUCUAGCUCUUUCCCAAUCCAUAAGGGCCUAAUGCUCUUUACAACUCUCCACACCAGAAAAUCAUAAAAUUAAUUGUUUGCAAGAGAAGAAAAUAAUAAUAAAAAAAAUGUUUGUGUUUGUGAGGCAAAGGUGCCUAAAGGGUAUAUCAAGUUGAAGGAAGAUGCAUUCAAAGCUCAAAAUCAUUUAUCAAAAGCUUCAUCGUUGUGUUUUGAGACUGUAAUGCAUGAUUGGUUGUUUAUGCUUGAAAUGGAUUGCGUGAUGUUCUUGCAUGUUGAUGUGCUUAUGAUUCUCUCAUGCUAUUGUUUACCUUGAAAGUUACAUAUGAUCCACUACCUAAGAUCGAGAUUGAGUGAUGUUCUUUGAUUUCCUUUGAGUUGUAUGAUUGUGAAUAGUGUUUGCUUGGAGACAAACAAAGUUCAAGUGUGGACUGUGGAGUAUUUCUGAUGACACUCUAUUUAUAGUGUUUAUCACUCCCAUACUUGAUAUAUUUUCCCCUUAUAUCAAGCAUCUUUGGGUGGAUUUUAUUAUAGUUCAUAUGGAAUUCAUAACUAUUUGAUUUAUGAGCUUAUGAUAGACCUUGAGCGUAUUUUUGUACUGUUUUAUGCCUUUUGGUUUUGUUUUGUGCGUUUGAAGGAGAUAAGACACUCAAGACGAAUAUGGAUCGGCAAGCAACCCAAUGGAUCAGAAGGAGGUCAAGGAUACAAGCUCAUAGGCUCAAACGAAGACAUAUAUUAACACCGAAAGCUCAAGUUAUGGACAGGCGAAUAGUAUUUUGAAGAGUAUACAGGUCAAACAAAGUCCAAAUGAGCUGAAAUUUGAGGAGCAUGCACAUGAACCCAAGAGUAAGUUUCCCACAAAAAAUGGGAUUUGGAGAAGAAAACCCAGUGGCGGAUACAACCGUGUGGGGCCGCAGCAAAUGCCCUAGCUUCUAGAAGAUUUCCCAACAAGUUACUUUUUCCACGAGUUGAAGGAAACCGACUUCAAUUCGGAUAAUGAAGGAUUUUAACGACUUUAGGAGAAAAAGACUAUAAACCACAAUUCUAUAACUAGUAUAAAUAAGAGGCUAGACUACAGGUUUGACUCACACCUUUUACCAGCACUCUGCCCCUGGGGCACAAGUAGCAAUCCAUAGAGAGAGGAGGCAAAGCCCUGUUGGAGUUCGAUGAUGAUGAUUCACCAUCGAUGUUCUUCAUCUUUUUUAUGUCUUCCUACUAUCCUUUGUGUUGCUAGUCUAUAUGUUUAGGGAUGUGAUUUAAUGAUGUUUAUGUACUAUACUCGAUGAUUUAAUGAGAUGUCUAUUGUGUUCAACGAUCUUAUAAUCGAUGCUUGAUUUGAUUUAUUCUUGUAUCAUCUAUUGCUUGAGAUUUUUUAUGCUUGUUCUUUGUAUGCUUUAGAUUGUUGAUGCUUAUGAUUCUAUUAUGUGAUACUAUAUUCAUUGUUUAUACUACCAUCAUGGGAGACAAGGAAACUAAUCUCAUAUAGUAGGCAUCAUCCUUAGAUGAUGCUUGAUCCUUAGAUCACCGAAGCUAUACACCAUAGAUUAUCGCUCAAGAGGCCCACACUUAAUCAUGUGUUAUCCUAACUUACUUGUUCUUCAUCUAUUAGGCAAUUUCAUGAAGUGAAAGCAAGUGUUAGUUAAUCAAAUCUAUAUUGCAAGAUGCUCAUGCACGGGUAGAAAGUGACAUUAAUGGAAGGGAUGUGGCAUCUUAGUAUAAGACGAAUUGAAGUAUCUAGAUAAUGAGGAUGAACACAUCAUCAUCUAUAAUCAUUAACUAAAUAUCACUUUUUUCUUGUAUUUUUGUGGUUUGUAUUAGUAGUAUAGUAGUAUUUCGACUUCAUUCAAGGAUAUCUCAUCCCACUUUGUUUUACUUUAUGCAUUCAUUAUUCAAACACAUCUAGUUAGCUUUGAGAAGUUACUACCAAAAGAACUUGUUUUAUACAACCCUAAGCAUCUGUUUACACCUAAAAAGCUGGAAACAACAUCUUUAGGAUUAUCGUUUGUUUAUACAUCAAGUGCCUAGAGGAGAAUAGUGGGUGUGUGCUUGGUUUUGGAUGACCGGAAUUCGAUGGAAUUGUCAGAACUCGUCGGAAGCGUCAUUUUCCUGCGAGAAUUCAGAGAAUUUUGUCAUCUGGGCUAUGGUCACGGUCGAAAGGGUUUCAGGGCCUUAUAUACUCGCCUGAUGGGGAUUCUCAUGGUUUUGGUGUAAAUUUUACGUACAGACCAUGAGAUCAACACGAAACCAUGAGCCCAAGACUAAACGGGGAGUUUUGGUUCAAACUUCACGACUAUGUAAAAUGUCACGGGCUAAGACCGUGACAAAUACAGACAAUCCGUGAGGUUUGUCAUCGACAAGAAGCUCCAUUGCAUCUUGUGGGCUAGUGCAAAUGUCACUGCCUGGACUUCAUGAACAGUGCACUAAAACCGUGAACUUUACACAAUUUCAUUACUUGGUCAACUUCAAGGACGGAGCCAGCUUGUACUUUGUUGGAGGGGGGGGGGGGCAUUAGAUUUAGAAAUAACUAAAAUCCUAAGUACAUGACACACUAAGUUUGCGGUGGAGUGGUGGUCUGAAGGCUUAGCUAAUUUUAGUUACGAGGGGAAGGUUUCUUGUUUGAACCCUGCCUUUUAAAAUUUAAACUCAUUUUAAUUAUUGGCACUUCUUCUCCUUUUUAAAAUUUAUAAUCUCAUUUUAGUUAUUGGCACUUCUUCUCCACCUCAAUCAUCAUAGUUGAUGAGUGGUUACACGACCCAGCCUUUCGCCUCACAAUUUCUAAUAUUAACCGUCUACAUAUUAUUUAGUGUCUCACUUUCCCUUUUCUAAACUAUGGAUUUCAUUUAGUGACUAUAACUCCUUCUCCUAAUUGGUGAAAAAAAUGUAUUAGUGUUUGGUGGUUAUGGGACAUAAAUGAUAUUAGAUGUG